UACAAAAUAACUGAGCCACUCUCUUUUUGACUGUGAUAUUCAGUUUCCCUGGUGACGCGAGGCGGUCACUCAUGUUCUCCUCUUAGGUCGUCGGUCCAGUCAGAGUUAUACUCCCACCGUGUGUGUUUGUGUAUUUGUGUGGAGUCCACUUUGAUCCUCAGAAGCAACUAUACACCACCUUACCUCAUUUUACCAGAAUGCGUCUCGCUACAGAGGAGAAAAUAGAGCUUGGACUUAAGGGGCAGGGGACAGUCAAUCCUGCAUUUGGGGACAAAGACAGUGAUGAACAGCCGCAGCUGACAGUGGACAUUGGGGAGCCACACACGGAGGCCCUGGAGGAGACUGUGGACAGAGGUGUAGAUCUGGUUUACUCCCUCAAUGACAGGCCCCCGUGGUACCUCUGCAUUCUGCUUGGCUUCCAGCAUUACAUCCUCGCGUUCGGUGGCAUCAUCGCAGUCCCGCUGAUCCUGGCCGAGCCCCUCUGCAUAAAGGACAACAACAUUGCCAAAAGCCAGCUCAUCUCCACCAUAUUCUUUGUGUCUGGAAUAUGUACGCUGCUGCAGACAGCUGUCGGUACCAGGUUACCAAUCCUCCAGGGUGGGACCUUCAGUUUUAUAACUCCAACCCUGGCCAUUCUUGCUCUACCCAAGUGGCAGUGUCCGGCCCCAAAAGAAUCUGUGAUGCUGUCGGUUCAGCUUCAGAAUGGCACCAGUCCCCUGCAAAUGGAAAGUUCUGAUGAGAUAUGGAUGUCAAGAAUGCGUGAGAUCCAGGGGGCCAUCCUGGUGUCCUCUCUACUCCAGAUCGUCCUAGGAUUUUCUGGGCUGGUGGGCCUUGUGCUGAAAUACAUUGGCCCGCUGGCUAUCGCUCCCACCAUCAACCUGAUCGGCCUGUCACUGUUCAUUGAAGCUGGGAAGAAGUCUGGAGGUCACUGGGGAAUAGCUGCUCUCACGGUCUGUCUGAUCCUCCUGUUCUCUCAGUAUCUCAGCAAAGUCGAUGUUCCAAUGAUUGCUUACAAGGAUAAGAAGUGGAAGGUUUUCCAGUAUCCGCUGUUCAAGCUCUUCUCUGCUUUGUUUGGGAUGUGCGGUGCCUGGCUGGUCUGUUUCUUACUGACCAUCUUUGACGUCUUUCCUUCAAAAUCCAAUGAGUACGGCUUCUCAGCAAGGACUGACAUCAACCUGAAUGCUGUGACAAACUCCCCUUGGUUCCGUGUGCCUUACCCAGGUCAGUGGGGGUUGCCCACAGUGAGUGUGUCUUCAGUGUUGGGUAUGAUGGCAGGCGUCUUGGCAUCUACCAUGGAAUCAAUCGGUGACUACUAUGCUUGUGCUCGCUUGUCUGGCGCCCCUCCUCCUCCUACUCAUGCCAUAAACCGAGGUAUCGCUGUGGAGGGCAUCGGCUGUAUCCUGGCUGGACUGUGGGGAACUGGAAACGGCACCACCUCCUACAGCCAGAACAUCGCUGCACUUGGCAUUACCAAGGUUGGCAGCAGACUGGUCCUCCAGACGGCCGGCAUUCUGAUGAUCGUCCUGGGGAUCUUUGGGAAAUUUGGAGCAGUUUUUAUCACCAUACCAGACCCUGUCAUCGGAGGCAUGUUCCUCGUUAUGUUUGGAAUGAUUGCAGCGGUGGGGAUAUCCAAUCUCCAGUAUGUGGACCUUAACUCGUCCCGUAACCUCCUCAUCCUCGGCUUCUCUACCUUCAGCGGUCUUGUUUUACCUACCUGGUUUAACUCCAAUCCUGGCAUCAUUGACACAGGAAUAACAGAGUUGGACCAAGUGAUUGUAGUGCUCUUCACCACACACAUGUUCAUCGGAGGAUUCUUUGGGUUUAUCCUGGACAACACUAUUCCAGGCACCGACAAAGAGCGCGGCAUCAAGAACUGGCAAGACAAGGCACAAGACCAAAGCAAAAACAUGUGUGACCAGUCGUGCUAUGAUAUACCUUUCUGCAAUGGUAUUUUGAAGAGGUAUAGAUGUUUCAAGUACUUGCCCUUCCUCCCUACUUACAAGACCACCCAACAGGGGACAUCCAAGUAAUGGUGAUAAUAAACUUACAGGGUAGCAUUGAUGCUGUUCAUUAGCCCUGUAAAGGUAAACUGUUAGUUGAGCAUUAAAAAAGAAAAAUGCAAAAAUUGGCUUCUAUGCUCACCUGUGCUAACCCUGUGAGCACAAAGUGGACAGGACAUUAUGUUGUCUAAUUGCUCUUACAUUAGUUUUGUUGAUAUAAAACCUCACUGUGACGCACGCUUUCUACAGUUUCCUCCCACAGUCUAAAAACUUGUUGAUCUCUAAAAAUCUUGUAGUGUAAAACCUUAUAUCUUAAAAACUAAAAUAAAUAGUUAUUGCUUGCCUUUUUGGGUAGUAUACAUUGGCAUCUCUAUGCAGCCUGGUGUGCAUCUGAAACUGCAAUGCAAACAUAAGGGUACUGUGGGACCAGCCUGGCCCUAUUUACUAUAGGUAACGUACAACUCCGAGGGAACAAGAAAUAAAAUAAUGCAAAGUGAAUGAGGUCUUGUUAAAUAAAUAUUAUAUAAUCUAAACUAUUAACCUGAUAUCUUCUUUGGCUCCAAGUUUGAUUAUUUUGUCUUUAUAUACAGUAAAACACUUUUUUAUUGAAUUUAUAAAAACAAAGCUGAGCUGCCCUGUCUCCUACUGUUGGACUUUAAAAAAAUAAACCCCUUCCACACCAUUUCCAGGUUAAUAAAACAUUUGUAGUGCCUGAACAAGCAAAGAGCAGAGCAUGAGACACUUUAAUCGUCAUCAGUCAUUACAUUACAUUAAAUUUAUUUAGCUUAUGCUUUUAUCCAAAGGAACUUACAAUAAGUGCAUUCAACCAUGAGGUUAUAACCCAAAAAGAAUUUCAUCAAAUAUGCGGAACUGCUUCAAGUUAGACUCAAUAAGAGCUAGAGAAAGAGUUGUUUCGUUGUUGUUUUUCAUGGGCCCAGGUGCGGUUUGAACAGAUGAGCUUUCAGUCUGUGAAAGAAGAUGUGUAGAUGAUGUCAAUGGGGAGCUUGUUCCACCACUGUGGAGCCAGGACAAUUAAAAGUCCUGAUUUUGUUGAACUCUUGCUGAACCAUUUUGUCGGUUUGAAAAAUAAAAUAUAAACACAUCUCUUGGAUGUGUUAAGCUUGGACAAAAUUUGAGUGACUUUCAUGUAGAAUUACAUGAAUAUAUGCUCAAUAAACGGAUGCACUGUUUGAAUGCAGAGUCAGGAAUAACUUAGCUGGUGUAAAGACUGGGUCAGUAUUCAGUUAAUUUUUCAUGGAGCUAAUGAAGCCACUGGUUAGGUGUUACAAAUGUGUUGUAACCCAUAUGUUUUCAGUCGGGUCAUUACUACCUCAGGAUCAAGAACAGUAACAAGAAACAGAUAAUUGGAUAAUGGAAGGCUUUCCUUUAAAAAAAAAUGUUAUGUGAUGUCUUUAAAGGAGCUGUUUUCAAUAAUGUUAUUAAGGCGUUAUACCUUUCUUUUUUGUGUUUUGUCACUGUAUAGAAGUUCAUUUUUAAAUGUGAUGCUUUUACAUUUAUGAAUGUUAAUGUAAUUGUACUAAUUUUUGUACUAUAAUUGUAUUAAUGAAUAUAUUCAUAUUUAUUUACAUUAAUUAAUAUUUUUUGUAUGAAUCUGUCCUAAACUGUGACAAGUUGUUAAAUAAAUUCUGACGUUAAUAAA
Messenger RNA from Dicentrarchus labrax (European seabass), 3660 nucleotides. Its product is annotated as solute carrier family 23 member 2. Lineage: Eukaryota; Metazoa; Chordata; Actinopteri; Moronidae. Gene Ontology annotation, biological process: transmembrane transport. Gene Ontology annotation, cellular component: membrane. Gene Ontology annotation, molecular function: transmembrane transporter activity. The record is from RefSeq and is a predicted model, not a curated record. The transcript is spliced from 12 exons. The coding region runs from base 198 to 2030 and encodes 610 amino acids.